AUGAUUGUAACGUUUGAUCGUACCAUGCAGAAGAUUUCGCGCUACAUAUUCCCGCGAUGUGACGUCAGAGACUGUAUUGAAGAUAGAGGAGAGAAUUCGGUUUUAGUAAAAAUCGCUGAGCGAGUUGGCGCCGGUGCUCCAGUGUACUUGGCUGCUGUGCUCGAAUAUCUGAGUGCUGAGAUCCUUGAGUUGGCGGGCAACGCUGCUCGUGACAACAAGAAGACAAGAAUCAUUCCCCGUCACCUUCAGCUGGCUGUCCGUAGUGACGAGGAGUUGAAUAAACUUCUGGCCGGUGUCACAAUCGCACAGGGAGGUGUUCUUCCUAACAUCCAAGCUGUACUUCUGCCCAAGAAGACCGAGAAGAAACCUAAGGCUUAG
Pocillopora verrucosa is the source of this 378-nucleotide messenger RNA. NCBI's taxonomy places the organism in Eukaryota, Metazoa, Cnidaria, Anthozoa, Scleractinia, Pocilloporidae. The record is from RefSeq and is a predicted model, not a curated record.